Molecule: messenger RNA, 1207 nt
Organism: Lytechinus variegatus (green sea urchin)
Lineage: Eukaryota; Metazoa; Echinodermata; Echinoidea; Temnopleuroida; Toxopneustidae
Product: histamine N-methyltransferase B-like
Exons: 3
Coding region: 89-1000 (303 amino acids)
Source: RefSeq, a predicted model, not a curated record
CAAACUACCAUUUGAGACAUUAAAGGCGUGAAAUAAUGCAAAUGCAUACGCGGGCUCUGGGUUAAUUUCAAGCAAUCGAAGUCGAAGGAUGUCGGACUCGGUCUCGCUAAAACCUUUAAGCAGGGACCCCAGUCGUUACAAAGAUGUUUUCCUGAAUGCAUUCUGCAAGAUUGCGAGAAAGGACUUGGAAUACGAAGAGAUAUGUCGUCAUUUCGACAGAACUGUUAUGAAGCAGUUAACCAGAUUCUUCAGUAACGAGGAUCAAUGCAAUGUACUCGGAGUAGGAGUCGGCGAAGGUCGAGAAGAAUGCCACUUUGUGAAGAAUCUUGGCGCUUAUUUUACAUCAGUCUGCAACGUCGCUAUUGAUCCCAAUGAAGACAUGCUCACGAUAUAUAAGAAGAGCAUCACUGCCUUAAACUCUGGGAAUGCCUCGUCGUCGCUGUCAUCAUCAUCGUCGUCGUCACCGGUUGUAUUCCACGGGUUCAGUGGUUCCCUGGCCCAGUUCGUAUCCGACAGCCCACUAGCAGAGUACAAAUAUAAUCUCAUCAGCUCCAUACAUUCAAUAUACUACAUCGGUGACCUUGAAACGACUUUCACCCAGCUUACGUCCAUGUUGAAAGACAAGGGUAUGAUGCUCAUUGUAUGUAAUAAAGAUAACUGCAUACUUCCAAGAACGUUUUCGGAAAAGACGUAUCUGCCCACCGUCGUCGAAGAGCGACGAAGUUCCAAUGUUGUGAGGGCGUUUGCCGAGAAGCAAGGCUAUGACGUCAUCACAUGUCGAGUCCCUAUGGACUGGGAUAUCACCGAUGUCUUUGAUGAACAGUCUGAUUUUGGAAACAAGCUUUUCGACUUUUUCACCCAGACGGCUUAUUUUCGGCACACGGCGCCGGCGAAGCUUGUGGAUGACCUGUUGUCGUUUUGGCGCUCGAUAUCAGUGUUGGAUAAGAAUGGUCGAAUUCUAGUGCCUGCAGACGAGGAGAUUCUUAUUAUCUCUAAAUAAUUUUGCAGUUUUCACAUUUGACUUUGAAACUCCAAAAAAAGUUAAUAGAGAAUUACCUGUAGUAUCUCUAGCAAUAUCGAAAUAGCAUAUGUUAAUGAACUUGCAUUCUUCGAAAGAUAUUAGGGUUAUGUCUGUGCUAAAAUCGUGGGAAAACUGAAAAAUAUAUAACUAUUUUUGUUUCCAACAAUACUGCUCUUUUCCUAUUUC